This is a messenger RNA of Thalassophryne amazonica, 1461 nucleotides long. RefSeq names its product tachykinin receptor 3a (gene tacr3a). Gene Ontology annotation, biological process: positive regulation of flagellated sperm motility; G protein-coupled receptor signaling pathway. Gene Ontology annotation, cellular component: sperm midpiece; plasma membrane. The transcript is spliced from 5 exons. The coding region runs from base 164 to 1408 and encodes 414 amino acids. The record is from RefSeq and is a predicted model, not a curated record. NCBI's taxonomy places the organism in Eukaryota, Metazoa, Chordata, Actinopteri, Batrachoidiformes, Batrachoididae. Gene Ontology annotation, molecular function: tachykinin receptor activity.
GACGCGGGGGAAGAGCGUCUUUUUCUCAAAUGCUGACGCGUUUUUCUCGCGCGCUAUGGUGCCUUAUUACGCACAUUUUCGAAGCUGCCACCAAUUCGCACCUCGACCGUCAGAUCGCAUCCAGCUUUAACAAGAUCCUGCCAGGAGGAAAGAAGACAUCAGAAUGACCUCCUCACAGAAUGCAUCCAACAUAACGGCCAACACCACCAACCAGUUCGUGCAGCCGCCGUGGCGCGUGGCGCUCUGGUCGGUCGCCUACAGCUCCGUGCUGGCCGUGGCCGUGUUCGGGAACCUCGUCGUCAUAUGGAUCAUUCUGGCUCACAAAAGAAUGAGGACAGUGACCAACUACUUUCUUUUGAAUCUGGCGUUUUCUGACGCGUCCAUGGCCGCGUUCAACACUUUGAUAAACUUUAUCUACGCUGCCCACGGCGAGUGGUACUUUGGAAAUGCUUACUGCAAAUUCCACAACUUCUUUCCGGUCACAUCCGUGUUUGCCAGCAUCUAUUCCAUGACAGCAAUAGCUGUGGACAGGUACAUGGCCAUCAUUCAUCCUCUGAAGCCUCGUCUGUCAGCGAAGGCCACCACAGGGGUGAUUGUGUGUAUCUGGAGUCUGGCCGUGGUUCUGGCUUUCCCCCUCUGUUUCUUCUCUACCACCAAAGCUCUGCGCAACAGAACACUGUGCUAUGUGGCCUGGCCCCGAAAGGCAGAGGACACCUUCAUGUACCAUAUCAUCGUGAUUGUUCUGGUCUACGUGUUGCCUUUGGUGGUGAUGGGAAUCACUUACACCAUUGUGGGAGUGACGCUGUGGGGAGGAGAAAUCCCAGGAGACUCGUCUGAUAAUUACCACGGACAGCUUCGAGCCAAAAGGAAGGUGGUGAAGAUGAUGAUUAUUGUUGUUGUGACUUUUGCCCUCUGCUGGCUGCCCUAUCACGUCUACUUUAUCGUGACGGGCCUGAAUAUGUAUCUGCUUAAGUGGAAGUACAUCCAGCAGGUUUACCUGUUGGUGCUGUGGCUGGCCAUGAGCUCCACCAUGUACAACCCCAUCAUCUACUGCUGCCUCAACAGCAGGUUUCGUGCUGGGUUCAAACAAGCAUUUCGCUGGUGUCCAUUUAUAAAAGUGUCCAACUACGAUGAGCAGGAACUUCGUUCUACACGGCUGCACCCGACGCGCCAGAGCAGUAUGUACACGCUGUCACGAAUGGACACCACCACGGUGGUGGUUUACGACCACGCGGAGGGCGACGGCAGUGUGGCGAGUGCCUGUGGCUCCACAAGAAAAUACUCCCAGUCCAGCAAGAAGAGGAGCUACGUCACAUCUCGCCAUGCAGACAUCACCGGGUGUAACGGCAGUGGUGUGAAGACACAAAAUGGAGAUGUAACUAAUGCUCAGGCUGAGGAAUUCUCCUAAAUGGGAAACUCCAAUGAAUGCACGCAAAGUUUUAAACUAACACACAAACCACA